Molecule: messenger RNA, 1024 nt
Organism: Sinocyclocheilus grahami
Lineage: Eukaryota; Metazoa; Chordata; Actinopteri; Cypriniformes; Cyprinidae
Gene: pex11g
Product: peroxisomal biogenesis factor 11 gamma
Exons: 7
Coding region: 142-885 (247 amino acids)
Biological process (GO): peroxisome fission
Cellular component (GO): peroxisomal membrane
Source: RefSeq, a predicted model, not a curated record
UUGGCAGGUGCAGUAUGCCGUCGCAGUGGCUCUUGAAAUCGGCUCUUGGCUGCUUUGGACUGACGUGAAUCUGAAUAAUUUCCUGCUGGGAAAUUUGCAAACGAGAAGCAGCCUCUUCUUCGCAGGAUUGAGUGUCUGCAGAUGAGAAUUAGACAAAUCAUGCAGAAUUCAGUCGAGUCCUUCAUAAAUGCGUUAGAGUCAUACAGAGGAAGAGAUAAAGUGAUAAGGACGCUCUGCUAUGGGUCUCAGCUGGUAGGUGGAGUUCUAGCUGAAAAGAGCUCUCAGUCUUCAUUGGGGAAGAGUCUCCUGCUGUUCUCCGCUCAGUUGAGUGACUGCAGAACCACUCUCAGGCUCUUUGAUGACCUGUCCAUGCUGGCGUACUCCACCGGCUAUGGGUUAGGAGCCUCGGAGGAGGAUGCUUUGGUGCGCUGGAUGUCAAUUCUGAAUAAUGUAGCGGAUCAGUUGUAUUACCCCUGCGAGCACAUCGCCUGGGCGGCAGAUGCAGAGCUCAUCAAAACCAAAUCUGACAGGUGGUGGGUGCUGAGCACAGGCCUCUGGGGCAUAUCGCUUAUCCUCAGCAUACUCAGAUCCAUUAGGUCCAUCCAGAUUCUGAAGAGAAAAUCGCAGACGUGUCAAAGGUCAGCUUCAGCUGAGAGCAGGGAGGAAGCCUUUUCUCAGAAAGCUGUGCUCCAGAGGCAGAUCAGAGGGGAAGUGUUCAGCAUCCUGAGCAGUUUGGCAGAUCUCAGCAAUGCUAUUCAUUGGAUGCCGCCUGGAUUCCUGUGGGCUGGACGGUUUCCUCCAUGGCUGGUGGGACUGAUGGGAACGACCUCCUCACUGAUAGGCCUUCUACAGAUGAGCUCCGGUGAUCAAGGAGCAUGCUCCUGAAGCGUCACUGGAUAGCUUUACUCUUACAAAUCUUUGAUUUCAAAUCUGUUGCUAUUUGUAAUAAUUAUGCGUUAUGUCAUAAUUAAUUAUUUUGUUUAAUAAUGUGCAAUUUAUGCAGGCUAACUGAGAAAUCUGUACA